Messenger RNA from Aspergillus terreus NIH2624, 1737 nucleotides. Its product is annotated as putative MFS multidrug transporter. Gene Ontology annotation, molecular function: transmembrane transporter activity. NCBI's taxonomy places the organism in Eukaryota, Fungi, Ascomycota, Eurotiomycetes, Eurotiales, Aspergillaceae. Gene Ontology annotation, biological process: transmembrane transport. Bases 1 to 1737 code for a protein of 578 amino acids. The record is from RefSeq and is a predicted model, not a curated record. The transcript is spliced from 4 exons.
AUGUCGAAUCGCGAGAGUGACGUUCCCCUGCGGCGCGCAAGCACUGCUCACGACAACAAUUUCGACGAUAGCUUUUUGGGACGAGUGAGGUCGUUUACCCGUCGGGAGCGACAUAUCGGCCAAGUCAGCCACAAUGAGCUUCGUGAUUCGGUCGACAUUGAACUGCAUACUUGGGACGGCCCUGAUGAUCCGGACAACCCAUUCAACUGGAGCAAGGGAUACAAGUGGACGUUGACCAUCACCAUCUGCAUCAUGUAUAUUGACCCUCCUCCAACACCACAAGAUACCAAGGUACUGACCUGGUAUAGCUCUAUCCUGACCGGUCUCCCAGCCGGCUCCUACGGCGCCGGAGCAGACUACAUCUCCGAACGCUUCCAUGUCCAGAACAAACCCUUCCCCAAUGUCACCUGGGCCACGACCUCCUGGAACAUGGGCGCCGCCUUCUGGCCACUCAUCUUCGUCCCCCUGACCGAAUCCUCCGGCCGUAUGCCCGGCUACUUUGUCGCCUACUUCAUCCUGGUCGUCUCGCUGUUCCCGUCGGCGUUCGCGCAGAACUAUGCCACCCUGGUCGUCACGCGGUUCUUCGGCGGCGGCGCCUCGUCGGUGGCCAUCAACAUUGUCGGCGGCAGCAUCAGCGACGUCUGGUGGGGAGACAGAGCCCGGAGCAUCCCCAUGUCACUGUUCGGGUUGACCAGCGUGAUUGGCAUCGCGCUGGGGCCGUUCAUGGGCUCGGCCAUUCUGGCCAUCAACAAGAGCUCCCCAUGGAGAUGGAUCUUCUACAUCCAAAUCAUCUACAACGCAGGACUCAUCCCCAUCUUCUGGUUCCUCCUGUACGAGACCCGCGCGGACGUGAUCCUCUCCCGGCGCGCGAAGAAAAUCCGCCGUGAAACUGGCCGCCCCGUCUACGCUGAGGCCGAGCUCUCGCACACGAGCGUGUGGAAGCUGCUCGAGAUCUCGUUCGAACGGCCCAUGCGCAUGCUCCUCACCGAGCCGGUCGUCACCUUCUUCACGCUGUGGAUCAGCUUCGCCUGGGGCAUCCUGUUCCUGUUCUUCUCCAGCGUCGUGCAGACCUUCAGUACCAACUACGGCAUGAACACGCUGCAGACCGGGCUGGUCCAGCUGGCCAUCUCCGUCGGCGCGCUGGUCGGCACGCUGGUCAACCCCCUCCAGGACAUGAUCUACUUCCGCACGGCGCCCAAGAACCGCGAGAAGCCUGGAAGGCCGAUCCCCGAGGCCCGGCUGUACACCUCCAUCCCUGGGAGUCUUCUCUUCGCGGGCGGGCUGUUCUGGUACGGCUGGGCGAGCAUGCCGGACGUGCAUUGGAUCGUGCCGACCAUCGGGAUCGCCAUUACCGGUCUGGGGAUCUACUCCAUUUACAUGGCUGUCGUGAAUUACUUGACGGACGCGUAUGAGAAGUACGCUGCGUCAGCACUGUCGGCAGCCUCUCUCGGUCGGAACAGUUUCGGUGCAUUUCUGCCUCUGGCGUCGUAUCAGCUGUUCCAGAACCUGGGGUACGGCUGGGCCGGAUCGCUGUUGGGGUUCAUUGGACUUGCGUUGUCGGUUGUGCCGGUGGUCCUGGUGAUCAAGGGGCCGGAAAUCCGGCGACGCAGCCCGUUCAUGCGCGAAUCGACGUUUGCAAACCCAGACGAGACAGCGGCAGUUCCGUCGGAGAAAGGGGUUGCUGGGGAUUCGAAUGGAGCUGGGUUGUCGGAGCCGAAUAGACGUGAGAAUGCAUAG